UAAUCGAAUUACCCAUCUAAAUACGCCUUUACCCGAAACCCGCAGGUUUCGUAAGCUUUUCGCGAGUUCGUGACUAUCGUCGGUCCGUAAUAUUCGACACGGCGUACAUAACGAACGUUACCAUAAAAGCAAUAUGCCACUUGGGUUCGGGUCAAAAUCUCGAGUUGUCAAAUGGUAAGUGCUUAAGUCGAGUGAGCCCAAGUGCAUCGUCGUCGUCGUCGUAAGCAAUAAGCAUUUCCCGCAAUGACGGAUAUAGAGAGCACCGCCAGCCGCGUGCAGUGCAAUAUGCAUACCUACGGUGUGUCGGUGCUUACUGCUGGUUGCAAGCGGUCGCACAAACACGUAUCGCCUGUCAGGCGUAGGAUAAAAAAUAACCAGAAACAAUAAAAAAAACAUCGUAAAACGCUAUGAGUCUACGGCGAUCGGGGGGGUCAGAGGAAGCCGAAGCUGAUACGCGGUAAUGGAUCGCGCCGGCGGUGGCAGCACUGCGGCAAGCUUCGAACAACACAUUGUACUCUUCGGUACCGACCACCAGUUAUUAAACAUUUCGCCGCCGAACUCGCCGGUACGCCGAUUCACACGUCCCGACGUACGCCGUGCGCAAUCACCCACCGCUGCCGCCGCCGCUCAUCACCGCCACCGCUCUUCAUCUCCACACCCGAGUGCCCCUCCUUCCGCCACCGCUGCACAUCGACGCCGCCGCACGCACUGUUGUACGCUAAAAAUGGCGUCCGCCGCCGUCUGAUCGUCGUUGUCGCCGCCGCCACUGACGUCGCACCACGCAGCCUCAUUCAUGUUACUUAUAAUGGCGACUAAAACUGAAGUUGAGAAUGAAACAAUUGAAAACCCGCUUGACAAUCAAGAUAUGAAUACAGUUUGUACAAAUUUGCAGUAUUGUGAUGAUAAAACUAAUCUACACCCAACAAGAAAACGAUGUGUCAGCACAUCAAUUCUGAUAAGCUCAUCGCCAAAGAAAAAAAAAAAAGAAUGUCAAAAUAUAAUACCACCUAAAAAGUUUUUGCUUGGUGGUAGCAUGUCUGAUCCUCUCAAUUUAAAUAGUCUCCAGAAUGAAGAUAUUAAUAAGGCAAUGAAUAAAACUCCAAAAUCUUCUCCCUUACACUCAAAUACAGUGAACAUAAAAAAAGAUCAAGUGAAUGUUAUUAUUCCUCGAAAUUUAUCUGAUCCAUUGGAACUUAGUAUGUGUAAUGAAGCCAAAGCAAUUGCAUGUUCUGGCAUAGAUUCAUUAAAACCGAAAACCCCUCAAAAAUGUAAAUCUAAAAUACCGUUGUUAAAAUCUUUAUCUGAUUCUGGUUUAAUUACUGAGAACACCCCAGAAAAAGAUUUUAAAUCAGAUUGUAAUAAUGAAAUGAAAAGACAGGUAGAAGAAGAUAUUAUUUCUUCGCCACCUAAAAAAAAGUUCAAAACUGAGUUGCCUGAAACCUGUAUGUCCCAGUUUGAGAACAACAAAGUACCAUUUGAAAUAAUUGAAGUUUUAGAAACUAUCAUAGAUGUAUUAGUGCAGGAAGUUCUAGUUCAGUCAUUAGAUGAAUGUAAUAUUCUAAUUUCAAAAGCUCCUGUUGAAGUGGUUGUUGAAAAGAUACUCGAGCCAUUCAAAACACUGCCGCCAUCACCUGAAAAAAAAGUUGAAGACGGUAAGGAAAAACAAGAGCAGCGCGAAAAAAUAAAGCCCGAAAGAUGUGUAGUAAGUUCGGUUGUUAUGCAGCCCUCAUUUUCGGAGAAACACAGUGUACAUCAGCAGGUCGUUGUUACGACAGCUAAACCAAAACAAAAGGUUAAUAAAAAGUUCAAAGAAAAAAAUGCAUUGUUUAAAUAUGGAAAUUAUACGAGAUAUUACGGUUAUCGUAAUCCAGAUGAUGAAGACAAUAGACUCAAAGUCUUAGCUGAACGUAUGGAUUUAUUUUAUGGUAAGGACGUGUUGGACAUUGGCUGUAAUAUUGGUCAUGUUACUUUCAGUGUUGCCAGAGAUUUUGGUGCAAAGUCAGUAGUAGGAAUGGAUAUUGACCGUAAACUGAUAAAUAUUGCACGAAAAAAUGUACAGUAUUACAUUAACGAUACAGCGCAGUCUUCCUCACACCUGUCCUCAAAUUACCAUUUUAAAGAUUUUUCUUCAAGAGAUCGUAAUGAUCCAGAAUGUGAUAUAAUCGAAUCAUUUCCUAUAUCAUUACCUAUGCUGUAUGGUCCUAUUAAUUUAGCAGGUUUGACACUAUCUGGACGAUUUCCCUACAAUGUCUCUUUUGUGCAGGGAAAUUAUGUACUAGAAUCUGAUCUUUUACUUUCAUUGGAAACGUGUAAGUUUGACGUUAUCCUCUGUUUAAGCAUUACCAAAUGGCUUCACUUGAACUGGGGCGAUGAUGGUUUGAAACGAGCAUUUAAACGUAUGUUUGCACAGUUGCGACCUGGUGGAAUACUCGUGGUGGAACCUCAACCGUGGAAAUCUUAUGGUCGAAGAAAAACAUUGACUGAAACCAUUUGGAGAAAUUACAAAAACAUUCUGCUGAAACCUCCUAUGUUCACAGACUAUCUGUUAAACGAAGUGGGUUUUGCCAACUGUGAAACACUUACUAUGCCUCAUAAUCCAUCUAAAGGAUUUCAGCGUCCGCUCAAGUUGUAUAGAAAGUCUAACAUAUUAGUAACUAGAAACAAACCAAAGUGUACGAUAGUUCAUCCAAAUGAAACCCAAAAAUCAUAAACAUGGUAUUGAUAAAAUACUAAAUACUAACUGAAUUUGUUUAAGGCAAUUAAAGUCUUAAAUGUUAUUGUUCUUAGCACUGUAAUUUAGUAACUGGACCACAUGUAUUGACUUAUUACCAAAUUGUUAUUUAAUAUUUUGUUUCUCGUAAUAUAAAUUCUAUUCAUUGUACAAUUUGUGAGAUGAAUAAAUAUUUUUUUAUUGUUGAAAAUGUAUUGCUUAUGCUUUAUUUUAUUUAUUUCUUUUUCUUUUUUGUAUAAAAGUAUUUGGUUAUGCUUCACUUACUCAUAAAAAUGACAGAAAUAACACACUGCUAAUUGCUUCUACUCAUAUGUGUUUAUUGGGAUGAUCUUCAUUCUUAAAUAUAUUAAUCCGACUUGAUGUAAGAACCAACUCUUUGAAUUCAUAUCAUGACAUAAUAAUAAAUGUUGAACAACCAUCA
Molecule: messenger RNA, 3152 nt
Organism: Myzus persicae (green peach aphid)
Lineage: Eukaryota; Metazoa; Arthropoda; Insecta; Hemiptera; Aphididae
Product: 7SK snRNA methylphosphate capping enzyme-like
Exons: 7
Coding region: 794-2710 (638 amino acids)
Biological process (GO): snRNA modification
Molecular function (GO): O-methyltransferase activity; snRNA binding; RNA methyltransferase activity
Source: RefSeq, a predicted model, not a curated record